Molecule: messenger RNA, 6606 nt
Organism: Acanthaster planci (crown-of-thorns starfish)
Lineage: Eukaryota; Metazoa; Echinodermata; Asteroidea; Valvatida; Acanthasteridae
Gene: pcdh15
Product: protocadherin related 15
Biological process (GO): homophilic cell-cell adhesion; multicellular organism development; cell migration
Cellular component (GO): plasma membrane; catenin complex
Molecular function (GO): calcium ion binding; cadherin binding; beta-catenin binding
Source: RefSeq, a predicted model, not a curated record
GCCGCGGGUAAACAGCAUCAUUUAUAAACGGACUGCGCACACGAGAGGGAAUGCGCGUGGAAAUUGCUGGCCCGCUUGCAGAAGUUAAAUUUGACGUUUCUCAAAAUUUCUUGACAGAUUUUUUUCCUCCACUACACCUUGAAUAUUCCAACAUAGGAGCAAAGCCAGUGGAAGGUGCAGUACCACUUACACUGAGCGUUGCAAGCUGGGCGUUACACCAUCCACCCAAAGCCCUCUUCUGCCGCAUCACAGACUAUUGCUUUGUCCAACUCAGAAUGACGUGGUCCAGCUGCAGGGGCAUGAUUCAACUUUGCAGUAAAUCAUAAGAUCUGGAUGCAAUCAGUGAACGCUGUGGAGGCGACUUUGUUGAGCAGGGAGCCGGAUAAUGACCACAACCAUGACAAUUAACAGGAGAGACCCUUUCAUGGAAUGCCUACUGUUCAUCUUAUUGUUGUGGGGGAUAACACAACAGCAGUGUGAAGCAUCAGGAUCUUCACGUGCCAUACACAGAAGACAAGCCCCAACUGAUUUAAAUGGUCUUGACUGUCUCAGGAAUGACGGUGGCGGGGACAUAAUAUCAUUCAGUCUCAGUGAGGAUGCCUUGCCAGGACACGUAAUAGGGGUGUUGCCACUGAAGGGGGAGCCAGCGGGAGACAAUGCAACAAUACGUCUAACCAUCAGCCCGAGCCCGCAGUCACAAUUCGUGCUCCUCAACGUCUCGGACAAGGCGCUUCUGUUAGCGCAGCAAGUAGAUCCCGAUUUGGAAACGCAGCAGUCGAGGUUGGGCCUCCAACUCCAAUGUGAAGUCUUAAAUUUUGGAAUACCGCUUCAAUUUGACUACCGCAUCAACAUUGAUAUAUUGAACGUCAACGACAACACACCUGUGUUUCUGGGUCUACCCUACCAAGCCAACAUAUCAGAAUUGGCACAGGUGGACACAAUCAUUUUCAGUGGCAUACGAGCUACGGACAUGGAUGGCGCUAACAGUAAUGGUCAAGUGAUAUACAGCGUUGAAUACAAUCCCACUGAUCCGGAUGCAAGUGACUAUUUCACAAUCAAAAACGGUGGAAUAGGCGCCGUCUCUCUGCUGCGGCCGCUGGACUACGAGACCAAACGGACGUGGGAGGUUCUCAUUAGAGCCAGGGAUAAUGGUCCAGAGCCCAGGUCAAACACCACCGUCCUUUUCCUCAACGUCUUGGACGGGGAAGAUCUACCUCCUCAAUUCUUGCCUUGCAAUUUCACCCGUGGAAGCAGCUGUGAGCCUGUGACGUACUCCACAACAAUCUUAGAAAAAGCAAAUAUGUCCGGGCCAUUAGUUUUUGAACCUGGCCCCAUCCGUGCCAUGGAUGCUGACCUUGAUGUAGCAACCAAUGGACCUAUACAGUACACGUUAUCUGACGGCUUCCCACCGGAGUACAUAGACUACUUCAGGAUUGAUUCAGAGACCGGCGAGGUGUUCCUACUGCAGCCUGUCUACAGAGCAGACUUUAAGGAGUUCACUCUUCAAGUCACGGCCAGCGAGAGCCCUGCAGAGGGCGGUUUGUACGCUAUCACCUCUGCGACUGUCACCGUUCAAGAGGUCAACGAGCACCGGCCCGUCUUUGCCCAAGACUACUACCAGGGUUAUGUCUAUGAGAACUCACGGAUCGGCACCCAGGUCAGCAUGUCCAAUCGGUCCACAGUGCCCCUCAAGCUGCACGCAUCAGACAUGGACAUCGCACAAGGUCGUCCCCUCAUGCUCAGCUAUUACUUAUCUGACGCCACGGCUCAUUUCAUCCUUGAGGCUGGUCCGGAUGGCUCAUUUGCGUACGUUGUUGUCAGUAGCAACCAACUGGAUCGGGAGGUAGCCAACAAUUACACCAUCAGGGUUUUAGCGGUGGAAAACGACACCUUUGCCCUGUUUCAAAGCGAAGAAGCCGUCGUGGAUAUCACAGUGUUGGAUGUUAAUGACAAACCCCCUGAGUUUGUGCCCAAUGAGUACAGCACUGGCGAGAACCGAUACAGAGCUACAGUGGAGGAGAACGCAGAGGCGGGCACCGUAAUCAUGACACUAUCAACAACAGACAUGGACUUGCCUCCUUACGAACCUGUCGAAUUUGUCAUCAACUACAUUGACAACGACGGUGAGACUAAAUUUGGCCUGGCACAGUCCAUGCCCAGCUCCGUCAACAUCAUCCUUGAGGAGAACGGAACCAUCUUAGAAGGAGAGGAGUAUAGCAUCUCUAUGCAGGCUAUAGAUGGUGGAAUAAGUAGCUUAAUGUCAGAAUUUGCGUACAUUGAGAUCACCGUUCUGCCGGCCAAUGUCAGCCACGCGCCAACCUUCGAGCAACCUGUGUACGAGGCGUCGGCGAGCGAGGGCCUACCAGAGGGAGCAUUUGUUACGACUGUCACGGCCACUGACAGGGAUGAAGGGGACACUGUAUACUACAACAUCACCGCCGGAAACAUCGACAAUGUCUUUACGGUGGACUCUGGAAGUGGUGAAGUCAAACUUGUUGGCACGCUAAACAGAGAAGCUGUGGCCAGCUAUGAGUUGACCAUACAGGCCAGUGAUGGAGCCCUUAGUUCCACGUGCAUCUUGCAGAUUACAAUACUUGACGUCAACGACAAUAACCCGGUAUUUAAUGCCUCAUUGCCAGCCGAGUUCUUGGUGUUGGAAGGUUUAGCUGAUGAAUUUGUGGGCCAAGUCAUGGCCAGUGACAUGGAUGAACCAGACACUCCCAACUCCAAUGUCCAGUACAGUCUGGUAUCAGACGCAUUCCGUAUCGACCCAGACAAUGGCAUGAUCUUUACAGUAGGUGCCUUGGAUAGGGAACAGCAGGAUCGCUAUGUGCUAGACGUUGUGGCUACGGACCAGGCAGCAUCUCCGCGCAGCACCACACUGCAAGUUGUGGUGGUAGUGGAAGACGUGAACGACAACAGCCCCGUGUUCGAACCCAAGGAGUACUCUGUCAACGUGAUGGAGAACCUGCUCGCUCAGGACUUUCUGGUCCUGCAGGCCCUUGACCGUGAUGCGGCAGCUGUUCUUGAGUACCUUAUCACCUCAGGGGAUACUCAAACCUUCACCAUCGUUCCGGAGACUGGAAGCCUCUCCCUCCUGAAGACACUGGACUACGAGGCAAUGCAGACCUACACCUUAGAGGUUACGGCGCGAGACACGGAAAACGCCUCAGCAGCAAAUGCCACAGCUACCGUGACAGUCAAUGUUCUGGAUGAGAAUGACCACGACCCCGUUUUUACCAUGACCAGCUACGAGGGCGCCGUUCUCAGGACAGCCGACUUGGGGACCGUGGCUGCGAGUGGCAUCAGAGCAGUGGAUGGAGAUCUAGCUGACACGGCCAACGGUCAGGUGUUCUAUAAUUUGAUGCCAGCCAGUGUUUAUUUCACCAUUCUGGACCCAAGUGAAGGAGUGGUGGUAACCAAGACGAGCCUUCAGAAUGCUCCCGACGUGAACAAUUUGACCGUUGUUGCCUAUGACAAUGGGAAUCCAUCCCGGAGUCAGACUGCGUCCCUCAUCAUCCGAGUCCGAAUGGAGAGGCCUGUCUUCCCACAGUCUGUCUACAUGGUUGAUGACCUUAAAGAGGAAGAGCCACCAGGGACAAAGGUCAUUGAACUUCGUGCUUCAGCCAAUCAGGGUGAUCAGAUUGAAUAUGAGAUUAUUGCAGGUGAUCCUGACGGCAAAUUUGAGUUGGUGUCCCAGGAGAAUAUUGGGACAAUCCAAACGCUGAAGGUGUUAGACAGGGAGAAUGUGAGCAGCUACUCCCUGAUGGUACGAGCCAGCGUGGUGGAGGCUACUACUGGAGGAGGAAAUCGGAGAAAGAGAAGACAAGCCGAUACCAAUGUCGUAGAAGUGGUGAUAGACCUGGUAGAUAUCAACGACAACGUGCCGGCUUUUGAGAAGACUGCUUACUUUGUCGGAGUGUCCGAUUCGGCGGGCAUUGGCACAACAGUGAUUACCAUGAAGGCCAUCGAUCAAGACGGCGGCAACAACAGUGUGAUAGAUUAUUCCAUGCAAGCCAAGCCAGCCUCAUCCGACAACCAGGUGAAUAAGCCUGCAGCGGAUAGCUUUACCAUCGACGCCUCCACGGGAGUCAUCAAGACAGCUGUGGCAGAGUUGGCUGCUGAGCCCAGGACCUUUACCUACUCCGUCUUCGGUCGAGAACGAUUGGGCCCUCCAGAGAACGCCGCAAACACCACUGUCACGAUUUCCCUCGUCAAUGAAGACAACCGUGUUAUCCUCGCGACCAGCCUCCCUCCCAGUCUCCUAAGAGAGAACCAAGCACUCCUGGAGGCAGCCCUAGAGGAGCUGCUGGGAGCCGAGGUUGUCAUAGAGGAUAUUGGAGUACGUCUCUAUGGCGACAACCUGGAGAAAAGUGACCCCUCAGGGUCAGAUGUCCAGUUUUAUGCCAUCAAUGUGAAUACAGGAGAGCCGUUUACAACCGACGAGUUAAUCCAGCUCUUACAAAAUGUCAGUCAAUUGGACGCCGUCCUCCGAGACAUCUCCCCGGAUGGCAACGGCAGAGUCAUCGAGGUCCGCAAACCCAGGACGGGUCAGCGCCCGGUCACCUCGGAUGCUGAGCCCACAGUGGAAGCCAUAGCCUUGCUCUGCUUGGCUGUGGCUCUGUUCAUCCUGUGCAUACUGGCCAUCGCCGUCGUCGUCGUGUCCUGGAAGAAAGUCUACUUUGUAAACAGUGAAUCGGAGUCCGAUGUUAAAUGUUGUCCCAUGUGGAAACGAUAUGUAUCUCUUCGAGGCGAGCAAGCGACAGAACCAGGGUAUAGUUUGGUUCUUGGCUACAGACGUGAGAUGGAACGUGAGAAGCAAGCCCGGCUCUACCUGCCCGUGUACAACACCUUCAAUCCUUACUCCACGGCAGAGGACCAUGAAAUUCCUGGCACCUCAGUUCCUGAUGGUAGGAUUUUCACCACACCAUCAGCAGCAAAUCCAGUCUAUUUUGAUGACCAUGCAGUUCAAGUUAACCCUAGAUCUGCAUGCGACAGCCACUCGUCCUUGUUGAUUGGUGCCGGGCAGGAUGGAGACGAGAGGGGUAGACUUUUAUUUGAAGAAGGAGCUCCAUCAUUCUUGAAACCAAGAGAGACACAGGAGCACACAAUGGACUUUGAUGACGAGAUGUCAUCGGAAGACCUGACAGACGAGGCUACAGCAGCAGCCAAUAGCAUCGCGGCGGCCGUCCGUAGCGGCAGCAGCCGGAAGUCGUCCAAAAGGUCAAAGAGAAGCAGCAGGUCAAGUUCGCGCAGCAAAACUCCAUCCAGCAGCGGUCCCCCAAGUUACUCCAGCAGUGGGACCAUCAACAAGGGCAACACCUCGUCCCCCCCGUCCAAGAUACAUGAGGUUUCCACCAUCCCGUACCGCAACAGCGAGACACCACGGGAACCGCUCAGGCCCCCGCCGCUCUUUGACCCCCGACCCAGUCCGACUUCUGACCCCAGGUCGCCGUUCGAGUCGGGGGGCUACGAUAACUUGGGGGCGGACGUGGAGGACGGCUUUGGUCCGGUGGGUAGUCCCAUAUCUGGUGCGAGGACGAACUCAUCACUGUCCACUCAUAAGCCAGGAUCACUGGAGGGGCGUCAACGGAAUCAAGGUGUACCCUUAAAAACCUCCUACUUCUCCCACUAUAAGCAAGCCAGUAAGAAUGACCCUGCCACAGCAAAUGCUCAAAGAAGUGAACCCUGGGAACCAUCCGAUCAAAAACUCUCCCACGUCGCUUUGGAGGACAAUUACUCAGUCAAACUGGUCCACAUGGAAAACAAACCAAGCAUGAGAUCACAUCCCUCGACCCCGAGCAGGGAUGGGAGGAAAUCUGAAAUGCCAUCGCGGAGAGGGUCACGUAGAAAGCACAAGCGUGCCGCACAGCCUCACUCGCAUCACGAGGACAGGCGCGGGUCCACCAGCUCCGAUGACGGCGGAAAUGGGCAUUUAUCACACAGGGGCGGGCAAACAAAUUCAUGGUCUCGUAGCAAGCCGGCAAGAUCCUCAAGCCGGUCCAGGAAGCUUAAGCGUAGGACAUCGGGAAGCGACAGUAACUUUAGUUUCGGUGUGGCAGACGGCAAGAAGGGCCUUCACCAAGGCAGCAAGGAUAACGACAAAAAUGGGGUGGAUGGGAACAACCCCGACAUCUUGCAACCAAUCUACCAGUACACACAACCUCCCUGGAAUGAACUGGACAUCAUAAACACGGUUUUGUAGCACAUGCUUUGACGGGUCCUGAACUUGUCCGUAUCUUGCUGUAAUGGAUAUAAUGAUGUCACACGUUGUACAUGUGCGCUUUCCUAUGCCAAUGAGUAGAGUUGUAAUGACUCAAGUUGCUGGCUCGACUUGAGUCCAACUUGAGUCACAAUUUUUGGCAGCUCGAGUCCAAACAGGUGUACAACUCGACUUGAAUCACUGCAAGCAACUGAAUCGACUCGAGUCCCUCAUCGUAAGACCCAACUCAAAUGAAAGUUCAUAAGACUUGAGUCUCAAAAUAUAAAAGCAAACUUCUUUGUGAAAAAAGAUAUUUACAAUGACUGUUUACAUUGCCUUUUUAUAAUGUCCAUGACGUGUUGUCAUCCUCACAAGUAAGAUGUGGUAACCAUCUUUAAAAAAAA